CGGCCGCUGAACGCCACCAAUAAGCUUUCUCCCCUUUCCAGUCCAGCAGUGACAGCAGGCUAUUCUCCUCAACUCUCCACGCACUUGGUCUUUUUUUUCCCCUGCUGUCAGCACCUUUCUCUACCCUUGUAUUGUCCCAGCGGUGAAGUCAGCAUGAUGUCAUGUAGGGAUGCGAUAGCCCUGGCGAGGUGGAGGAAACAGGGUUUUUGUUGAGUGCAAGGGCAUUUAUUCCGAACUCUUUAUACCGAGAGGGACACAGAGAGGGGAAGAGAGAGAGUAAGAGAGAGAGAGAGGGAGAGAGAGAGAGAGAUAGAGAGAGAGGGGCGCGGAGGAGCUGCAAAACAUGGUAAUCACCAGCACCAACCUCGCCAUCACCAUCACCAUCACCAUCACCUCCAGCUCUGCCGCGCGGUCUCCCGUCUCCUCUCCUCCUCUGCACCGGGGCUUGCGUUUCAUGCCCAAAGCCCUGAUCUGCGCUCCAAAAAUAACCCUCCUCAGCCAGCAUGCCGAAGGAAGCAAAACAAGACCAGCGGUAUUUUUAGGGUCAUUAAUUUCGACCACGUGGCCCGAAGGUAAACCGGAUGGCCGUUGCGCAAAGGCUCCUCGUCAGUAUGUCCUGCGAGGCCGGCACGCCGCACUGGACGCUGACCGCGGCGCUCCUCCUGGGCUUUCUGCUGGGGAUCGUGUCAGCGUACCCGUUACCGAGCGUCAGGACGAAUGCAACUUUGCUGGAGAAACGAUGGGAGACCCUGUUCUCCCGCUCCGUGCUGGGAAUCUCCGGGGAGAAACCGGAGCUGAACUGGGAGAGCGACUAUCUGCUGGGCAUCAAAAGAGUGCGGAGGCUCUACUGCAACGUGGGCAUCGGGUUUCACCUUCAGGUCCUCCCCGACGGCAGGAUAAACGGUGCACAUAAUGAAAACCAGUACAGUCUAAUAGAGAUCUCCACGGUGGACAGAGGAGUGGUGAGCCUGUAUGGGGUGAAGAGUGAGUUGUUUGUCGCAAUGAACAGCCGUGGGAGGUUAUACGGAACGACAGUCUUCCAUGACGAGUGCAAGUUCAAGGAGAGCAUGCUCCCCAACAACUACAACGCCUACGAGUCUCUGGUCUACAGACGCUUCUACAUAGCGCUCAGCAAGCAUGGCCGCGUCAAGAGGGGCAACAAGGCCACCACUGCCAUGACUGUAACGCACUUCCUACCCCGAAUAUGAUGAGCAAAAACUGGCAAUAACAAACUUAUUUGCACAUGUGGAUUAUUUCCCAGGUAACAUGAAUACUGUAUACCUACGUACAAACACAAAAGACAACAUGGACUGUAAAAGAAAGAAAUACAACUAUAUCUGAUAGUAUUUAUUCAAACUUUAUAUGUAUAUUUGGGUAGCUUCCUUUAUAUUAGAAAUUGUGGAAAUGCCAUUCUUUGCUGCUUUUAUGAUUUUUUCUUUUUUCAUUUUGUGAAAUGAAGGGGACGGAGAGGCGUCGUUUAAUCCCCUCAGUUUAUAUGGGUGCUCGCUGGAAUUGGUUGAGUCCUUGCCCUGUGACGGUUCAUCCUUUUUUGGAAAUGAAAUGGAUACAUUAUUACCUCAAAGCACCAUAUCCUGAGAAGAAGAGGAUGAAGAAAAAAGAGAAAUGUGUGCAUGAAAUUUCUACAGAGAGGAAUGCCUGUUUACCGAAAGAGUUUCCGUUGUCGUCCAUCAAGGACUUGAGCGCUUCCCCAUCCUCUUGUGUUUGAUUGUCUCUGUCACCGUCAGGGCGACUAGAGCACUUGCAAAUAUGGCGGAGGUUUUUUUCUUCUUCUUGCUUCGUCAUGAGGGUGGCGGUGCCUUGAAUUCCUACUUGCGGCCCCUCUUUACCCUUGCAUGUGAGAAACGUGGCGCUCGAGUCAGAAAUAGGAAUGAAACACAAGUCAUCGCUCCCUUAAAACACCACUGGGAGUCUGUAGCCUAAUUCCUAGAGGGCCAGAGUUUCUCCACUUUAUUUUCUUUCCAUAAUUAGAUCAAUUAAGUAAUCAAGACUCUAUGCAGCACAGGACCCAGUGGAGCCCCUUGUUAAUAUGGAAAGCUAGAUUUAGAGUCACCCCCCCACCACCACCCCCAUGCUCCCAUCAUGUACAAGGGAGCUUUGACAAUCCCAGGUUUUACUUUCACAAACUUUGUAGCCGGAUCUGAGGCCAGAUUGAGCGUAUGAGUGUGUAGUUUAUACGUGGGCAUGCAUUUUAUUUCAAGUAUGUAUGUGGAGGUGCUCGGUUUGAGAGCUGCUCAAUUUUGAAGUUUUUUUUUUUCUUCUCAAUGCGGGAGGUCAACGUGCGUUUGUGCAACGAAAUAUCAUAGACCCGAGACUAGGAAGCAACAUGUCCUCCAUUUCUGUCUGCUGUAUAUUUCCCUCCAGUUCAAAUUGAGUUGGCGAAAUCUGUUGCAUCUGGUCUGUAGCCCUUGAUAUUUUGCUAAUUUAUUUGAUUUGUCUCGUCGACUUUGUAGCAAAAAGUGAGGACGGGACGCCGUUUGACUUUCACACUGGUUUGAUGAUAUUUGGCACUUAAAAGUGACGCGUUCAAGCAGAUGUGAGCGACAUGACGUGGAUGUCACUGAGUUGUCUAUUUCGCUGUAAAUAAGAUGGUCUGCUGCUUUCAAUGAAACAGAUGGCAGAUUUGGCUUAGAGAGAACUCA
This is a messenger RNA of Perca flavescens (yellow perch), 2660 nucleotides long. RefSeq names its product fibroblast growth factor 6. NCBI's taxonomy places the organism in Eukaryota, Metazoa, Chordata, Actinopteri, Perciformes, Percidae. The record is from RefSeq and is a predicted model, not a curated record. The transcript is spliced from 3 exons. Gene Ontology annotation, molecular function: growth factor activity. Bases 582 to 1208 code for a protein of 208 amino acids.